AUGGCCCAGCUAUUUUGCACGCCGCUGCCAGCUGGUCGUGCAUUUCGGGGCAUUGCUACGCCAGUUUGCUCUACGUUGGGUGCUGCGAUAAGGUGCCGUGGCACUGGCCAGGCGUUGUCGAGCCAGGCCCAGACCUGCGGCAGGAGCUCGUUUGCAGGGCCUGGAAACCGCUGUGGUCGCAUCCUUGUCAGAGCCUACGAGCAAGGCAGCAGUGGACCCUCGCGGGACCCUAGCUUGGACGGUUUCGUUGAAGUAAAAGUGGACCAGGUUCGGCUUGGUCAGGGAAAUGCCGUGGUGUAUCUGCGCAUCCUGGACGGUCGUGAGCGCGUGCUCCCAGUGCAUAUUGGCGAGAACGAGAGUAAUGCACUAUUGAAGGAGAUUAAUAAGCAGCGGCAGAUGCGUCCGCUUACGCAUGACGUGAUGAAGAACAUCCUUAAGGAAAUCAAAUUUCGUGUUGUUAAAAUCCGGAUCACCGACAUUGUAGCGAACACCUACUACGCCCGGAUUCAUUUGGCCCGCGUAAACGACGCGACCGGGUUGCCCGACCCGGGAACGGAGGUGGAUGUGGACGCCCGGCCCAGCGACGCCAUCAACCUGGCGGUUCGAUUUGGGUCGCCCAUGUACGUCGCCAAGAAGAUCGCAGAUACGGCAGGGACGCCGUACCCGGACCAGCCCGUCACCACCACCAGUGAAACGAAUACGGAGAUUGUACGGUCGGUACGGGAGACAAUGGCCAGCUUUGAGGACCCUACUGUCAUGUACACCCUCCAGAAGGACCUGGCCGUGAAGGAGGAGCGGUUCGAGGACGCCCACCAGAUGCAGCAGCUCAUCUACCACGAGAUGACUCACAACGCGCUGCUGCGGCUGCGGUGCCUUGGAAGAUAGCAGCAUAGGCGGCAAGCGGGGGUGGGGGGAGGUGCAGGGAGGGAGGUCUGACACGAAGAGGAGUAUAUAAUUGAAGGUGUAGUAACCUUUUUUCGCGUCCCUGUGUGUGUAUGUGUGAGACGGUGUGUUGUUUCCGCUGCACGCAUGUAUGUAUGUAUGUAGGGCCGCACGUGUGUUCGUUGCUCUACAGUUGCUGUAUGUAACACUAAGUUCAGUUCAGCUGGUUGCUCUGAGGGAGGUUGUUGUGUAAUGCCAUGCAGUAGGGACAUCCGAAACGGAAGGGGGCGAAGGAAAUGAAGUAAGAGUAAAAGAAGAAGACUUGCCAUGAAGGCUUUGCGAGCUGAGGAGGAACAAAAGACGUUUUUCUCAAAUGCGGCCGGCCGGCGGUGAAAGGCGGGAGAGCGCCUCGCCUUGCUUCUUGCGGGCAGAGGGCCUUACCCCCGGUUUUACUAGUGUCGACAUUUUUUUGUCUUUGCUGCAGCAGCGCAGCCCCCUCGACCUGACUUUUGAACCCCGGAGGGGAGUCUUCCGUACAUUUCGUUUUUAGUUGGUUUGCGUUUUCAUCGGUUAGCUCGUUGGUUGUUGGCGAGGGAGGACCAACUGCACACGGUGUGGGCGUCGAUGCGCAAUGGCUGGUGGGAAGUUAAGAGGCAGGGGGUUCGUACACACACACACACAGAGACACACACACGGGGUGUACGGCGCGUCUUGGGGUCCCUCGCCCCCCCCCCCGCCUGACCACAUCCGUGUCUCUCGCGGGUGGGCAAAAAGUCUUAAAUUGCUGUUAAGUGUCGCACAGCGGGGGAGUCCCUGCUUUUAUGCUUUUAAGCACUUUCGCCGUGCUUCUAUCACCGACGCCGGCACGCCGUCGGGCAGUGUGGGUUCCUUUCCCUUCCUCCUGUAUUUCAUAUACUUGGGUGCGGUGUCUAAGCCGCUGCUGCUGCGUGGCUUCAUGUGCUGUGUGCUGCACGUUGCUUUUGUGUUCUAUGCUUUUAAUUGCAAGGUUGGCAGCGAAGGGCAAACGAAGGGCAAAGGCGCAAAAAGGCAAAAAGCAAGAGGAAGGGAAAUGAUCAUCAUCCCUUUCGGAGGUCUGAGGUGUAUUUUUGUUAUCGUCUUUGUCUGCUUGUGCAUGUACGGCAACGGGACGAGAGUAUUGUGCGAUAACCUACCUAACCUACCCAGGUCACGUGUCAGUGCAGCGGUGGUGGUGGUGACGGGUUGAGGAGUCGUGCCCUGUGUAGGAGAGCCACACACCCAUCCAUACCUUAGGUAGCUUACGGUUUUUGCGACCUAUUGGUGCGUGGGGCUGUGCGCGGGAACGGUUUCGUGUCAACCGACACUGUCCUGGUGUCAGCUCGUAUCCUAUCCUACUGUAUUGAAAUUUUGACAUGUGUGUACGACACCACUCGGGGGGGGGCGGAACCUAAACCUCGUGACAGGCAAUCACCCGGCUGCUGCCUGGGCUGCCGUGUGUCGGGCCGGCGGGGUUGCCCUGCGCGCCCAAGUGUGUCUGUAUGUGUGUAUGUCCCAGUGUUUGCGGGGCGGGAGGGCCAGGGUGAGAAAGGUGGGGGGUGAUUGGGGACUCACCGGUAAGGAUGGUGGGGUGAUGUGGACACCCUCGAGCCUACUUACUGUACACCAUUGUACACAAAUGAAAUUGAGAAUUACU
Volvox carteri f. nagariensis is the source of this 2554-nucleotide messenger RNA. RefSeq lists its product as uncharacterized. Gene Ontology annotation, molecular function: nuclease activity. Gene Ontology annotation, cellular component: nucleus; VCB complex. The transcript has 7 exons. NCBI's taxonomy places the organism in Eukaryota, Viridiplantae, Chlorophyta, Chlorophyceae, Chlamydomonadales, Volvocaceae. The record is from RefSeq and is a predicted model, not a curated record. Bases 1 to 885 code for a protein of 294 amino acids. Gene Ontology annotation, biological process: protein ubiquitination.